AUGCCAGGUCAUUCUCGUGCUUAUCGUCUCAGCUUUUCCUAUCGAAUACGUGAUAUAACCUUCAAAUCAUUCGUUCUUGCAUCGUGUCUCGGCGGAAUUGGACUAACCGGUUAUAUAUUUUACAAACUUGGCUCUCACUACCUCUUUGGUAACAAGACUUACAAACUUCAGCGAAAAGAGUACGCUGAAGCACUAUUAGAAAAGGAAAAACGUGAAAAGGAGCUAGGCCUGCGUGACUAA
Messenger RNA from Hydatigera taeniaeformis, 240 nucleotides. NCBI's taxonomy places the organism in Eukaryota, Metazoa, Platyhelminthes, Cestoda, Cyclophyllidea, Taeniidae. The record is from the annotation of a GenBank genome assembly.